AUGUCCACACAGCAAGCUUUUCCUGAAAGCUGGUUCUUUAUCAAGCAUCAAAACGGCUAUGUAUUGACCGCAUCACAAGAAAGCGAGGGAUCGCACGUUGUCAUUUCAUCUCUCAAUACCACCAGCCCUGAUAGCCAAUUAUGGCGUUACAAUGAAAAGGGACUUCUUGUCAACAAGCAAACUGGUUUUUCCAUGGAGGUCCACCAAGGCAAUGCCAAGACUGGUACUGAGAUUGUGCAAAGCAGCACCACAGCUGAAAAGGAGGUCCACCAACAAUUCUCUCUUACCGAGGAUGGUCGUAUUUGCCUCAAGAAUGACAAGUCGCUUGUUCUCGGCAUUAAGGAAUCCUUUUUCUCCCGACGUGAAGGUCUUCGUGCACAUUUGCAGAGUGCUGACAAGCCUGGCAAAGAGCAGCAAUGGACAUUUGUUGUACCUGUGAUCAAGACCACCACCACUCACGAGACCCAUGAGAUCAAAAAGAGCUCGAACAAUAAUGAUGAUGAUAAUGAUGAACAGCGAGCCGUGAGCCAACAAAAGGAUCAACAAAGCUUCAGUCUCCCUGUGGGCACAUUCCCUAGCACACCCUUUUUGCUCAAGGCACAACAAGGCGAGGGAUUGUUCAUGGGUGUGGAUGCAAACCAAGAAGGGGGUCGUGUCGUUGUUGGUGCAUUGCGUCAAACUGAGGAAGAAUACGAGUACCAAUUGUGGACGUAUGAAGCUAGCACCGGUCACCUUGUCAACAAGCGUAGUGGUCUUGUAUUGGGUGCUGAGCAAUUGGAAGAACAUGCCCACGUGUGCCAAACCUCUCGUCGUGAUGCAUGCGAGAAGCAAGUAUGGGGUCUUUCUGAGAGCAAUGAAAUCUAUCUCAAGAAGGAUGCUUCCUGGGUCCUUGGCGUCAAAGAACAAGGUGGCGUGUCGUACAUUCAUGUUCAGAAAAAGGCCUCUGUGGAGUCGCAAAGAUUCUCGAUUGCAUUGCCUGUUGUCAAGAAGCAGACUAUUGUUCGUAGAUGGGGCAUCUUCCCUGAAGGCGAACUUUUGAUCCGUAUCAAUGCUGGUGCUGAGAAGUUGACAUUGUCCGUUGACAAGGAAACCCAUGCUGUGAGCCUUCGUCCAUUGGAUUUCGAAAACAUUCAAUCCCAAUUGUGGCGUUACGAGCAAGAGGAGAGUGUUCUCGUACAUGUCGAAACUGGUCUUGUCUUGGAUGGUGCUGAUACCAAGCAAUUGCAUGUACGCACAAAGUCAUCCGAAUCGAAGAAUACCCAAGCAUGGGCAUUGACGCCUUCGUGUGAAAUCCAUUUGCGCUCGAAUGAAUGCAUGGUCAUUGGUGUUGCAAGCGAAAAAGAAGCAUCCACUUCAGGUGCAGUGAUUGGUCUUCACGAGGUGCGUUCCACCACUUCAGUUGAAUCAGGCAAGCAAGUGUCUAGUCUUGAAUCCCACGAUUGGUUCCGCUGGUCGUUUGGCAAGGCUGUUGUUGAGAAGACCACCUCCACUACCGAUACUUCUUCUUCCACUACAACUACUACCACUCAGCAACCCGCUACUGAUGACCACAAGCACCACCAAUGUACUGACCAUUGCGUCGCCAUUGAAGAGCGUCAUGAAGCUGUCACCGAUGCCCCCCAUGAGGUACAUGCUGCUACUGCUGUGCAUGAGAACAAGUCGUCCAACACUGUUUCAUACCUCAAAGCAACCGCCACUACCACUGUCAUUCUUACCAUUGUGCGUGCAUGGCGUGUGACAUUUACCCAACGCAUUCAGCAAUGCAAGACCAAGGAAGAGGUGAAGGCCGUUGUGGAGCAAAGCCGUGCCGAUCUUGAGCAACGCCUUGAAAAGCACAGCAAGCGUGUUUCGUCGUCAUCGCAUGAAGAAUGGUCCUCAUCCAUCACGAGUGUCAAGGAGACUAUGCGUACCCAGUUGUUUGACCAAGUCAUCUCCAAGGUCAAUGAAUCAUCCUCUGACACCGUUUCCAUGGACGAGAUCAAGUCUUUGAUGGAUCAUACUUGCACCGAGAUCGAGUCGCAUGUCAACAAGAACACCAAGAAGGAGGAGGAAGAGCAAGUUGUUGAUACCCACACUGCCAAGGAAGCUGUAUUGGUUGCUGUUGCUAGUAUCCAUGUCACCUAUCGCUACUGGCUCAAGAGUGUGCAGCACAAGAUCACCGAGGCACGCAACAAGGGAGCUUCUGAGCAAGAGAUUGACACCAUUAUGCAAGAAGCCCAUACUCAGCUUAAGACUGAGAUUGAACAAUCCCGCACUUCGAUCAAGGAAUCCAAGUCUUGGCAAGUCAUUCAAGGUGGCACUCAACAAUCCGUCAUUGCUUCAUUCGAUCGUAUCGAGUCUGUGGUUCAACAAGAGUUGAAGGUUGUCACCACUGAAAAGAUUUAUACCUCUGAAGAACGUUUCUCUUCUUGGAUCUCUCAAACCGAAGAGAAGCUUUCCACUGAGCUUGAUACUUGCCAACACAAGAUUCAACAGCAACAUGAAAAGGAGAAUCAACAUGAUGAUGACAAGGGUGCCACCACUGAAGUUGUUCAAGAGCAAGCUGCUGUUCAUCUCGUUUCGUCCAAGCUCACUGAGACCAAGACUGAGAUCACCGUUUGGUACAAAAAGUUGGUUGAAGAGAUCACCGCUACCUACACCAGCACCACAAAGGUCGCCAAGGAAGAUGUUCUCGUUAUCAUUGAUGCUGCUCAAGUCGACCUUGAUGAGCUCAUUGAGCAAACCAAGCACGCUAUCCAUCAACAAUCUUCUCAUCUCUCAGCUGCUACGCGUCGCCAAUUCGAAUACAGCAUUGAGACCAUUCGCACCACCAUUCUCGCUUCCAUUGUUCGCUUCAAAAAGUGCGUUGAUGUUGAGGAGAUCUCGCAUGAAUCGGUUCACAAGUAUCUUGAGCUCGCAUUUGGUUCAGUGGCUGGUUUGCACUUGGUUGGCAAGAUUGAUCAUGUCGUCCACAAGGUCCAAGGUGGUUCUUCCUCUUCUUCUUCUUCGUCCAAGGUUGAGCACAAGACUACUAAGGAAUCUCAUGCCAUUACUAUUAUUGAAGAAUUAUCCUCGAGCCUCACUCAAAAGUUCUCCGAAUUGAAGGGCCAUAUUGCAUCCAAGCAAUCCUCUCGUCAAGAGACUGAGCAGCUGUUCAUCACCUUUGAGCAAGAACUUUCUGUCACCUUUGAGAAGACCAAGACCAAGAUGGACUCUUCCAGCAUUGAGAAUCGCGUGUACUACAAGGAGGUCUAUGACUUGCUCCGUAUCACGACAAUGGAGCGUUACCAUGAGAUUAAGCAGACUACCUUGGUUGAACAAGUCUCCAAUGUGACUGAGCGUGUUGACAUGGUCGUCGAGGCAUUCAAGAAACAAGUGACUGUACAAUUGGAAUCUGCCAAGAAGAAUGAGCAUAAGGUUGUUGACCAUCCUCAUAAGCAACCUACCAAGGAGUCGCCUGAUCACAAGCCAGAGGAAAAGAAGCACCAUUCUUCCAUUGGUUCUGCUAUUGCUGCUGGUGCCGCUGUUGCCGUUGGAGCUGGAGCUGUUGCCGCUAUCGUGCAUCAUGAGAAGCACAAGAACGAUAGCCAAGGUGGUGGACAUGUCGAACACAAGCCCGUUGAGAAGCCUCAUCAGGAAGAGCACCAUGAGGAAAAGAAGAAGCCUCAACCUGAGCAUCAUGAGGAAAAGCAUGAGCAAGAGCACACCGAAUACCAUCAACACCAUCAAGAGAUCUCUCAUGAUAUUGUCAAGACUGGCACUGUUGUUGUGGUUGUGGAGCAUGUCAAGACUACAAUCACCACACGCUUGGAGGAACUCGUUGAAGAAGUGCGUGUGUCGAUCGAAAAGGGCCAUGCCAAGACUGCUGAAAGCAUUGAGACGAUCGUGUCCAAGGCCACUUCAUCCAUCAAGGAAGAGCUCAAGCACAUUUGCAGCCAAGCUGAGCACAAUGUCAAGUGCAAGAGCGAACAAGAAAAGAAGCAGCUUGUGUCCACCAUCACUUGGGCCAUCACCUUGAUCACUGAGAUCACCAUCCAGAUCCAGACCAUCUAUGUCAAGGCCAUUACUUCCAGCACUAAGAUCACUGAAUCCACCAAGCAAAGUGUCACUGAGAUCAUUGAAUCCACCAAGACCAAGAUCCACACUGAAUUUGAAAAGUGUCACAAGCAAGUCAGUGAUGAGAAGCAUCAAGACAAGUCCACCUCUUCCUCUUCCAAACAUCUUGUGGAGAUCGAAGUGACCGAGUAUACCAUCACUCGUAUUCGUUAUCACUUUACCACCAUCAUUGAGGAGAUUUGUGUCCACAUUGUCAAUGGCAAGUCUGAGCAUGAUGUCAAGGAAUUGGUUGCCAAGCUCAAGAAGACUUUGGAAAGUGAACUUGCCAUCAUCAUCACCAAGAGCAAGGAUGCUAAGGGAUCUCAAGCUGUUAUUGACACUAUCAACUGGGCCAAGGGCAUGAUUGAGCAAUGCAUUGUCACCAUUGAGGCUAUGGCUGUCCAAUUUGUUGCUGCUCACUCCAAGGACAAGAAGGUGAUCUAUGAUCAAAUGAUUGCUCAUGUCGACGCUGUUAUUGUUCAAAUCGAGACUGCCUUUGAGCGUUGUGGUGCCUCGUUCAAGAUCCAUACUGGUAAAGAAGAGGUCCAUGAGAGCAAGGAAUGUGUCAAGAAGGAAAAGGAGUCCAAGGACAAAAAGCCAUCGGAUGAUCACAAGGACAAGUCCACCUCUUCCUCUUCCAAGCAUCUUGUGGAGAUUGAAGUGACCGAGUACACCAUCACUCGUAUUCGUUAUCACUUCACCACUAUCAUUGAGGAGAUUUGCGUCCACAUUGUCAAUGGCAAGUCUGAGCAUGAUGUCAAGGAAUUGGUUGCCAAGCUCAAGAAGACUUUGGAAAGUGAACUUGCUAUCAUCAUCACCAAGAGCAAGGAUGUCAAGGGAUCUCAGGCUGUGAUUGAUACCAUCAACUGGGCCAAGGGCAUGAUUGAGCAAUGCAUUGUCACCAUCGAAGCCAUGGCUGUCCAAUUUGUUGCUGCUCACUCCAAGGACAAGAAGGUGAUCUAUGAUCAAAUGAUUGCUCAUGUUGAUGCUAUCAUUGUUCAAAUCCAAACUGCCUUUGAGCGUUGUGGUGCAUCCUUCAAGAUCCAUACUGGUGAAGGUAGUGGUGCUGGUGCCAAGCAUGAGGAGAAGGAAGAGAAGAGCCAUGGAUCAUCCAAGAGCGUUGUCACUGUUGAAGUGACCGAGUACACUGUGACCCAUAUCCGUUAUUGCUUCACCACCAUCAUUGAAGAGAUGUGUGUCUACAUUGUCAAGGGCAAGUCUGAGAGUGAUGUCAAGUCGCUUGUGGCCAAGCUUCGCAAGACGCUCGAAGGUUCAUUGGAAGUGAUUAUCACCAAGGUCAAGCAUUGUGGUCAUGGCGAGAAGCAACAGCUUAUCGAUCUCAUCACCUGGGCCAAGGGUAUGAUUGAGCAAGCCAUUAUUCAAAUUGAGGCUAUGGCUGUUCAAGCAGUGGCUGCACACAGCAAGGACAAGGAUGUUAUCUAUGAGCAAAUGACCACCCAUGUUGAGGCUAUCCUUGUACAAAUCAAGACCGCUUUGGAACGCUUCUCAUCCAUCAAGAUUGACGUUGACCAGUCUGAAGCCAGCAAGGUUGUUGAGCACAAGGAAUGCAAGAAAUCCACUGAAAAGAAAAAGAAGGAUUCUUCAUCAUGCGGCAAGAAGAAGCAAGAUACCAAAAAGAAGUCUUGUGGUAGUGGCAGCAAAUCGGCUUCAUCUGGCACCAAAAAGACUGGCAGCAAAUCGGCUUCUGGUACUAUGGAGAUCACCGAGUACACUAUCACUCGCAUCCACGUGUGCUUCACCACCGUCAUUGAGAAGAUUACUGUUUGCGUUGUCAAGGGCAGCUCCUCAAGUGAGAUUAGCAAGCUCGUUGCCAAGGCCAAAAAGUCCAUUGAAAGUGAGCUUUCGGUUGCCAUCAAGAAGGUCAAGGGCCGUCAAAGUUUGAUUGAGACUAUCACUUGGGUCAAGGAUUUGGUUGCUCAAGGACUCGUCCAAAUUGAAGCUGUUGCUGGUCAGCUUAUUGCCGCUCACAACAAGGACAAGAAGGUUAUCUCUCAACAAUUGAAUGCCUCUGUCGAAGCUAUCAUUGUGCAAAUCAAGACCGCUUUGGAACGCUGUGACAAGUCCGUUCAUCUUCAAGUUGGCAAGAAGAAAUCAGCUGCCAAGAGCAAGCCCAAAAAGACCUCCAAGUCUGACUCGGGAUCAUCCAGCAGCAGUGGCUCGUCUUCUGGAUCGGAGAGUGAUUCUGGCUCUGACUCUGAUUCCGGCUCUGACUCUGGCUCUGAUUCUGGUUCUGGCUCUGGUUCUGAUUCCGGCUCUGAUUCCGGCUCUGGUUCCGGCUCUGACUCUGGUUCAGACUCUGGUUCUGAUUCUGGCUCUGGCUCUGACUCUGACUCUGGUUCUGAUAGCGGCAAAAAGUCAUCUCAAGCAGCCAAGAAGUCUCAAAAGACAAAGGUUGAAAAGAAGGAGCAGCAUGGCGGAUCAAGCAAGUCUUCAUCUGGUGCAGAGGUUCACAAGCAUGUUGAGCGCCAUGAAGUCUCUGGUGACAUUGAAGUUGUGAAGGUCGAAAAGAAAAAGAAAGUGAUUGUACGCGAAGAGUAA
Molecule: messenger RNA, 6633 nt
Organism: Lichtheimia ornata
Lineage: Eukaryota; Fungi; Mucoromycota; Mucoromycetes; Mucorales; Lichtheimiaceae
Exons: 9
Coding region: 1-6633 (2210 amino acids)
Source: RefSeq, a predicted model, not a curated record